CAAAUUUUCUGGUAGCAGACCGAAAAAGCCAUGCAAAAUCUGAUCCUAUAGCUCUUAUUGCAAUGGUGAAUGUAGAACACGAUUUUCAUAUGGCCGAAGGGGAAGGAGACUGGAGCUACUCAAAGAAUUCUAGGCGUCAAGAAAUUGUUAUACGUGAGACUAAGCCCAUCAUUCGGAGUGCAAUAAUAGAAGUAUACACGGCUCUACUACCCAAAACCAUGGUCAUUGUCGACCUAGGAUGCUCUUCAGGACCAAACACAUUGCUCUUUAUCUCCGAUGUGAUUCGCGUCAUAGCCGACCAGUGUAAGACUAGUGAAGGUGAUCCUGUGGAACUUCAGUUCUUCCUGAAUGACCUUCCAGGCAAUGACUUCAACGAACUCUUCCGGGCACUCGAAAAGUUUAAAAAGUCAAAUAUAGCAGAUCAACCUGGACAUGCACCACCUUUCUACUACGUUUCUGGGUUGCCAGAAUCCUAUUACAACAGGCUUUUUCCUCGUCAAAGUGUACAUCUCUUCCACUCCUCAUACUGCCUUCACUGGCGCUCCCAGGUACCUAAGGGAAUAGAUGCAUCGAGAGAAACUUAUUUAAAUGAAGAUAACAUUUACAUCACUAAUACCACAACACCUGACGAGGUGAAACAAUUCCAAGAGCAGUUCCACAAGGACUUCUCCCUCUUCCUAAAGCUGCGCCAUGAAGAACUUGUGUAUGGAGGGAAAAUGGUUCUUGUAUUUCUUGGGAGGAAGGAUGAGGAUGUAUACAAUGGAGACCUUAAUCAACUUUUUGGAUUGGUUGCAAGAUCACUUCAAUCUCUUGUUCUUAAGGGCCUUGUGGAAAAGGCAAAGCUAGAAUCCUUCCAUCUACCUGUCUAUGGGCCAUCAGUUGCUGAAGUGAAGGAAGUAGUCAUGCAAAGCAAGAUUUUCAACAUGGACCAGAUCACCCUAUUUGAGGCAAACUGGGAUCCUUUUGAUGAUUCAGAAGGUUGUGAUGUUCACGACAGUACCCGCAGUAGCUUGAAUGUUGCCAAGUGCAUUAGAUCAGUGCUAAAGUCCUUGAUUGUAAGCUAUUUUGGAGAAGCCAUACUUGAUGCAUUGUUCGUGGAGUUCAGAUGCCUUGUUGCUAAGCACCUUGAAGAGGAGAAGACCAAGUUUGCAGUCAUCGCCACAUCCUUAAAGAAAAUAUAAUAGCGAUACAAUGCAACAGAUAUCAGCGACUCGAUCCACCAUCAGAAAAGAAUGGCCUCUCGCCGGCGGCGUGGCUCCUGGCCGGCACUCCUCACUACGGUGGGCUCCGUCGUGCUUCCACGGCCCCCAUGCCAACCGCUAACUUAUCCACCACAUCGUCGAUGCCAUCGAGGACGGGGAGGAAGCGAGCGCCCUCCGUGCAACGGUCCUUCCCGCCGCAGAUGCCGUGGUCGAGACGCCGCCGACACCGGGGUGGCGGAUGCCAGCGCGAACCACCACCUCCACCCAAGCUGCGACGGCGAGAGGGACCACCUGGGCGAGUACGAGGGACGGCGACAACGAGGAGGAAGAGGGGGACAGCAGUAUGGACAACGACGAGGAUGACACAUCGGUGGUCAGCGAGGGUGUCUGCAACAGCGGCGACGGCUGCGGCGGCAGCGCUGAGAAGAGCACGGUGGGGAGGCUGGUGCGCUUCAUCGGUUACAAGAUUAGGGAAGGAAGGAGACCACCAAGAAGGAAGGUCUCGUCGAGCUCAGUACCAGUAGUAGCUGUUUUGGUCAAGAGCGCCUCUGCUCUACGCUCUUUUCAUCUCCUUUCUUUUGUUCAAUAUCUUCACUCUGGUGAGCAUUUGAGGAUUAGAGUGGAGCAAAAGCAGUAGCAUCUCAUCCAAUUUCAGCUGCCCACUUCCAUCCU
This is a messenger RNA of Panicum hallii, 1874 nucleotides long. RefSeq names its product benzoate O-methyltransferase-like. NCBI's taxonomy places the organism in Eukaryota, Viridiplantae, Streptophyta, Magnoliopsida, Poales, Poaceae. The transcript is spliced from 5 exons. Gene Ontology annotation, molecular function: S-adenosylmethionine-dependent methyltransferase activity. Gene Ontology annotation, biological process: methylation. Bases 63 to 1181 code for a protein of 372 amino acids. The record is from RefSeq and is a predicted model, not a curated record.